This is a messenger RNA of Diatraea saccharalis (sugarcane borer), 952 nucleotides long. Lineage: Eukaryota; Metazoa; Arthropoda; Insecta; Lepidoptera; Crambidae. The record is from the annotation of a GenBank genome assembly.
AAUUUGUCAAAAUCAAUAUGGCGAUUACUGUGCUCUUGCGUUCAUAUAUUUGUAUUUUGCCUUCGUCAUUUUGUUCUAGUGGCUACAAAACCUCAAGUUAAGUGUGUCGAGUUGAGAUUUAUUCUUCUCCACCUUACCGUGUAUUUGUGCUGUGGAUUUCUGUAGUUUCAGAACUUUAUCGCGACAGGACGCUUAUUUAAGUUUGUUUUGUGUUAAGAUUAUUAUUGUCGUAAUGCCCCGACUUUGUUCUUUCGGACGACACCUAGUGAUGUCACUAUGCACUCAUUCCCAAAACCUGAAGUUUUCUGAACGUUUCAAAGCUUGGGUUACAUUGGUUGGUGGAAAACUGGAAACAGAAGGAAAAAGUUCAAGGGGAAUUCUUGAGGAGCUCCCAGUUGCUCCUAAUGAAGAAAAUAGUCAAUUGUCAAGAAGUUCAGGUUUGUUUCCAACAAUGACAGAGGAAAGUUUGUAUUCUUCAAAGUAUGGCAACCAAUCUCAUGAUAAAUUGCAAUCUUCCCAAAUGUCCUCUUCAGAUAAAUGCUAUGGAGAAUUAAGAUUAUUAAAUAAACUAACGGAGGAACACAUUGAUCCUGAAAAAAAUAAUAAAAUGAGAGUGAAAUUAGCAACACAAGUAUUCAGUCACAGUAUUGCUGUAGUUGCUGAGCACCUUACGGCGCGAGGAGAUUUGCAAGAAGAGUGUCGUCAACUGGUGAACAUAACAUUAUUAAUUGAUGAUUUAUUUGACAGUCUAAAUAUCAACACGCUAAACAUUCCCAAUGGAAAAAUUUAUAAAGAAAGUGUAAUUCCUUCAUCCAAAAAUUUUAUAAAAACAAUUGAAAACAUGGAGGCAAUUUGGAAGGUUUUGUAUCAAAACUAUAGGUUAGAUUGUUUGUUGACUAACAAUUUAAAUCAAGACCCCAUUGAAAACUUCUUUGGGAAUAUCAGGAGUUAG